Podarcis lilfordi (Lilford's wall lizard) is the source of this 3319-nucleotide messenger RNA. Lineage: Eukaryota; Metazoa; Chordata; Lepidosauria; Squamata; Lacertidae. The record is from the annotation of a GenBank genome assembly.
UUGUAGAAGGAAAAGGUCAACUCGAUUCAAUACAGACCGUAAGUACGGCUGCGUGGUGUCUCUCGAUAGCACUUUAGAGGGGAUAUAUAUAAACAUAUACUGAUAUAUAUUUAUAUAUAUUCAUAUGAAAGGGGAGUGUUAAGAAAUGUGUGCAACCUGGUGUAUUCGGGCUUAGAAAUAAAAACCCUCGAUCACGGUGAGGAAUAUUUAGGAGAGGGCUGAAAGCGUCGCACAAAUCAUCCUUAACGUGCACUGGAAGGGAGGGGUCGCGUUAAAUAUAUUACCUUUUUUCUUGGAGGGGGUGGCUGUUACUGACCAAAUAGGGAGAAUAAAAAUUGACAUAAUUAUGGACCUUUCCUGUUAUUCACACCUUCCCCCCUCCAAAAAAAAGAAGAUCGGGAAGAGCUUGUGUUAAAAUACACAACAAGCUCUCUUCUUUUUGGAGGGGGGAGGGAGAUGUCCUUCUCUGUCACAUUGGAACAAAUGUUUGCAAUGCUUAAAACCGGGGCAGCCCGUGUGCUUUUGGCGCAGUGAGCCAGUCAAAAAACAGCCUCCUCUUCCCACCUCCUCCCGUGUAAAAAAGCAAAUAAACAAAAACGCAACCCCCAAAACUGCCAUGGCCCGAUAGAGAUCCGCGAAGUGGUUCGUUGCGCUGGCAUUUUAUUACAAUGAAAUAAAAAUAGAUCGCCUUGCAAAGGACCCUCCCCAUCCUUGCAGUAUUUUUGGGCUUCGUACCUGCAAGCUGUGCCAGCCCUCGAGGGAAAGGGAGAGAAAAAUCGACCUUAUUUCCAAACCCCCCACCGCAUUUCUUUCCUUUUUAAAGACCAGAUCAGUAUUUUCUUGAUACGGUUGUCAACCCCCCCCCUUUUUUUUGUUCUCACGACGACCAAUUGAGCCCUUGAUCCUCACGUGAUGUGAAAAGCUUGAACUGUAACAAAAUCGCUCCUUUUAGGUGGUUGGUGGCUCCUUCUCCCUCGCCCAUCCCCCGCUCUCCCGCGCCCUCCUCCUCCUUCUUGCCUGCUGCGUUCCUUCCUUCCUUCUUUCUUUCUCGCCUGCCUCUCUCUCUCUUUUUUUUCCACCCUUCCCCCUCCUCGAACAUACAUGCAACGCUCCGCUUUUCCAAUCUCGCCGCAAUUCAUUACAGCUUUUAGCUUUCCAAGCGCCAGCUAAUUAAAAAAUACCCAGCCAAGGCGAGGAGGAGGAGGAGGGGAAUAAAUGAAAACGAUGAACCAGGGUUUGCUGGAACGAUUCUGAAAAAGAGAGAGAGGGGGGGGGGAAGAAAACACCCCUCUGUCCUGAAAACAAGGUCGCCCAUUUUUAUAUCUCUGGACUCUUAAUUACUGAAUUACCCACCACAUGACUUACUCACGCCUGCAAACACCCAAACCCUGAAAAGCAAUUGCAGUCCGAUUCCCCACCCCAUUUAAACUUUAAAUGGUGGGAAUAUUUUGCUUCCUUCUUUUUUUUUUUGCAAAGGCUCCCUUUGCAUCCGCACUCCCACCAAAUUUUCUGAUAACUGGUUUAUCAGGCUCUGCUUUUAUUCCCUCCCUUUUCCUCUCUUUCCCUCAUCCCUUCCUUCUAUCUCUCUCUCUCUCUCUCUCUCUCUCUCUCUCUCCCUCCCUCUUUCCCCCUCAAGUUAGUUCAAGAAGUCAGAUCUGUCAGGACGGGAGGGGGGGGGGGAAAUGCCACUUCCCGACUAACAGGCGGAAUCCAGCCCAGAUUUUCAGUCCUCUCUUUGCCCCCCUCCCUCUCUUUCACUAAUUUUCCCCGAUGUUAGCACAUUCUGCCUUGUAACAACCCGGACGCCUGUAGGUUUCUUUCAUGGGAUCAUUACUUACUGAUCAGGAUGGCUGCAGAAUCUGGAACUGAAGACGGGAUGUGAAGUUGGAGGAAAACAAUUUUGCAACCUUUUUAAUUUUUUCUUUUUGCUACAAUCACAUCAUCUUGGUGCUUUGCUCGAGCAAAGGAGGGGAGAAAAGGAUUUUUCUUUUUUCUUUUUUUAGGGGGGUGCUUGAGGGCUUCUGAUGUUGUGAAUGUGAAAUGCUACCUUGCAAGCCUGUGAAGUUGUGAGCAACCAAAUAUUUUAAGGAGGAAAAAAACACCAAAUCUCCAAAGAAAAGGUGGUGGUAGUUUUGUGUGUGUGUGUGUGCGCGGGGGGGGGGGGACCUCUGUUUUCCCCCUCAUUGCCAAAGUGGAAAUAUGUUCCUCGACGAUUACUCUGGCAGAAAUGUUACUUUGGUUUCUUCUACGUGAUCACUCGCUUUUUUAAGCAAAAUGAAAUGGGGGAGCUGACUUUUUUGCUGAGACCAGUGAGGAGAGAAUUUUGAUUUGCUGGCUUAAUUUUUUUUUAAUAAAAAAAAAUGAUAAAGGAUUAAAGGUAAGCAAUGUACGUAAUAUGUAUGUAAAUAUUUGGACACUCAGCCAUUGGAAAUGGGCAGAUUCCUUUGAAAAUAAUUUUAGCUGAGCUGUGUCAAACACACACUCAUUUGCGGUUAGAGGCCGCCUUGGAAGUAGAUCAUUUAAAGUGUAUGUCUUAAUCAGUUUCCUGUACAGUCAGUAAUACUAUAUUUAACAGAUGGAGCCGUGGGUGACCUAAGACGACAUUAGGACCACUUUUAGAAAUGUUAUCUUCUGUGCAUUUUAAACAGAAAUGGUGCAUUCACCUUCCCUCAGGUAAACAAAAAAAGGCUAAAAUGAAUAUGCACUUUCAUUGGCUCUUUUUGUGUGUGUCAGUAACCUCCUCCGUCCCCGCCUCCCUCACAGAAACAAGAUAAUCUAAUCUAGAGAAAAGUCACAAAACUUGAAGGGGGCUGGUUUAAAAUAACAAAAUUUUUGGAAUGCAUUUUGGGAGGGAAGCUGCUCUCUCUCUCUUUGUGCCUAAGUGAUCCAGAAUCACAUUCACUGCUUGGUAUUUUUUGUGUGGAUUUAAAUCUGUCAACUUUAAAAGGGUUUUGUGUUUUUUUGCUGUGGUUUUUGUUUUUGGUACAUGCCGUUUUAAAGAUUGAUCUUGGAUGAUGGGAUGCAACUCUAGGGAAGAUGCUCAUUAUCAAAGGCUUCAGUUUAUCAGACCUCUUUAAAAUUAAUAUAUGGAGUGUCUUUUCUGUCUCCCUUGCCUCUAUAUUUUUAAUUUUAUUAUAUUCUGGUAACACCCAGCCAAGAAAUAUUCGACUUUUCCCCUUCCUCGCAGGAAAAGGUGGACCUGGACUUCAGGGUAUCUACCCAAAUAUACCUGGGGAAGGAAAGCGAGAAGAAUUACAUUUUAAAAAGGCCCACGGAGAUAAACGAAUGUCCCCUCAUCUCCAAAGGAAAGUUCGUCUGA